Molecule: messenger RNA, 2082 nt
Organism: Theileria orientalis strain Shintoku
Lineage: Eukaryota; Apicomplexa; Aconoidasida; Piroplasmida; Theileriidae
Product: ATP-dependent RNA helicase
Exons: 9
Coding region: 1-2082 (693 amino acids)
Cellular component (GO): nucleolus
Molecular function (GO): ATP binding; nucleic acid binding
Source: RefSeq, a predicted model, not a curated record
AUGGAAUCUCAAGAUUCUAGUAGCGAUUCAGAUGAAUCGGAUCCUACUCGAAUGGGAGAUGAUUUUUCUACAUUAGGAAUCCAUGAACUUAUCCUCAAAUGGCUCUACAGUAACAAUUUGAGGCACAUGACCAGGGUACAGUCGCUCUCUAUAAACACAUUUCUGAAGAAGGGCAACGAUGUACUGGUACAAUCGUGCACUGGCUCCGGGAAGACCCUGUGCUUUAACCUGUUGGAUGUGUACUCAGUUAUAGUACUGCCGACGAGGGAGCUUGCCACGCAGGUUUUUGAAAUAAUAGUGGAUGCACUUGUUUACAUCGAGAAUGAAGGGAGAGUGGAGAAGCCAAGAGCGAAGAUUAAGCACACGUUUAAGAUCAUGGAAAGGAAUUUGUACUGUUCACUGAUCAUAGGAGGUACCACGGUGGAGAAUGACGUCAAGUUCCUGUCAAACGCAAAGGAGAGAGAGUACGUAAAGUGCUUUAUAGUGGCGACGCCAGGGAGGCUGAGUCACCUAAUGGAUAAGUUGGAGCACGAGCGAGUGUGGACGUUUAAGAAUCUGGGAUUCGUAAUACUGGACGAGGCGGACAGGUUCCUCGAAAUGGGAUACCAGAACGACAUGAGUAAGAUCUUCAGACACUUGCCGAAGCAGAGGAAGACGGGCCUGUUUUCAGCGACUCUGACGAGUGGAGUGCAGACGCUGUCGAAGCUGUGCCUGUCGAAUCAGAUAUUUAUCAAUGCAGAUGAUUUAUCGCAAAAUUACGUGUCAAGUUUGUCGAAUGAAGUGGCAAACGCGACAAACUAUACUACACCGAAGGGGCUGAAUAACUACUACUUGAUCCUGAGCACGGAGCAGAAGCUGCACUUCGCACUGGUGUUCAUAGAGUACUUGAGGAAGGCAGGAGCGACGAAGCUGGUGCUGUUCUUCCUCUCAUGCGAUCUCGUGGACUACUACUACGAGGUGAUUACAAGACUGUCGUCGACCGCGAACCCACUGAAGUACAAGGAUAAGGCGAAGGGGAAAACUAGCGUGAACUACUAUAGAAUACACAGGAAGCUGACCACAAAGAAGAGGAACAAAAACAUAAACAUGUUUAAGUCGGACUCGGGUGGGAGCCUUAGCGUGUUGCUGUGCACGGAUAUAUUCUCGAGGGGCAUAGACAUACCCAGAAUAGACUGGAUUCUCCAGAUUGGAAGGGCAGGUAGAGCGGAUAGUGUCGGCAACGCCCUGCUCCUUUUGACAGAGACGGAGGAGUCGUACAUACAGUUCCAGAUUAACAGGAAGAUAGAGUUGACGAGAAUACCACCGUAUAUUUUAGACGAAGUAAAAGACAUAUGCAGCAGCACUGGGAAUUCAGAUAAGAACGGCACGGGGCUGCCUUACGUACUCUACGCAGAUAAGCUGGAAGAUAAGGCCGGUGGCAGUUCAACUUACUUGGAGCACCUAAAGUCGAACCCAGUGGUCAACCCAGUGCUGCCCUGGGAAAGGACGUCGUUUAUCCUCGCUUGUCUAAGAGCCAUGAAUUCAACUAACAGGGAUAUACUACUCUCAUCCUCGAGGGCGUUUGUGUCGUAUACCAGAGCAUACUCAGAGCACUCGUUGAAGUAUAUAUUUGAGAAGCACAAACUGGAUUACGGGUCGCUAGCAACAUCACUAGGAGUUCUGAGGAUUCCCAGAGUAAAGGAGAUACUGGGGAAGAACAUAUCGCACUUUUUGCAGUCAUCAGUAAACCCUCGCGAUGUUCCCUUCCUGGACGCAGAAAAGGAAUCCAGAAGACUCAAGGAGCUGAGCGAACACGUGCCUGAAAGGAGGAAGCCGGCAAAGAAGGAGCCAGAAAAGAGCAAAAGGACUAGAUCUGAGAAGAGGAAGGCAAAAAGGAACAACACUUAUGAGGAGUGGAAUGAGUUUAGAAGGGAGGAGGCGCUCGUUAAAAAACUUAAAAGGAAAAAGUUCGACCCAAAAAAUGUGGAAAAGCUGCUGAACAACGAGGAACUGAGUGAAGCUGGAGAGGACGUCGACUUAACGGACUCGAAGUCCCUGAAACGGUGGAUUCUGAGGGGAAAGGGGAGGAAGAAGCGCAGAUGA